UUCAAAAAAUUAGAUUACAAGGAAGAACAUCAAGUCAAAUUCCACAUCAAACGGGCUCAAGAGUUGACUGAUUUAAUCAUCUGGCGCCAUCUUCUUUCUAUGUUUUUUGAGAUCAGCAAUGGCAGAGGCUGCUGCUGGUCCUCCUGAUUCCUCUUCCUCUCUGUCACUCUGCAAGAUGGACAGAAGGAAAAUGCUGCAGGCGUUACAGGGAAUUUUGAUUCUUUACUUGGAUUCAACAAUGGCGGCUGCUUACAGAGGGAGAGCUGAGCAUUCUCGGAUUGAGAGGGAGACGAGUCCAGCGAGAGCUGCGGUGGUUUACUACCUAUCGAGAAAUGGGCACCUGGAGCACCCUCACUUCAUGGAGGUCCCUCUCUCCUCAUCAUCAGGACUCUAUCUCAGAGAUGUCAUCAACCGUCUCCAUGUCCUCAGAGGGCGAGCCAUGGUUGGUUUGUACUCCUGGUCGUCCAAAAGGAGCUACAGGAACGGGUAUGUGUGGCAAGAUCUCUCGGAGGAUGACUUCAUCCACCCUGUUCAUGGCAAUGAGUAUGUGCUCAAAGGAACGGAGCUUCUCCACCUCAACUCCUCUUCCUCCUCUGGUUCCCAGGAACUCUUUCUCCCUUCUUCUACCAUCUCCAAAUGCGCGCAAGAGGAUUCUGCUGUCUCCUUUUCGAGAGGGAAGCAGGCCACCCGGAGCUCUUUCUACAAGAGCAACACGAGCGCCGAGACCACUGCAAACUCCAUCGACGCGUCUACUCAGACGGAGGAGCACAAGAGGCAACAGCGGCGAGCUCCCGUGGCCGAAGUGGAGCGAGCGGAGAAUCCCAAGUCUGCGAAGGUGGCGGAGAAGCACCCCGCGACCGAACUCAGCGGAGACGAGGUCUCGCCGCCACCUUCGUCGUCCAGCCCGGAGACGCUGGAAGCGCUGAUCAAGGCCGACGGCCGCUGCAUUAUGGCGGUCAGGCCGGAAGAGAAGGGGUGGUCGGUCGGCGGCUGCUUGAGCGGGAGAGUGAAGGCCUCCGCGGUGCUGAUGCAUCUGAUCUCGUGCGGUUCGAUCUCAGCGAAGGCGAACGGGUUGUCGUUGAUGCCGCAGUACAGCGGAAGACUCGAUCGUGCCGAGUCGAUGGGGCACAUGCCGAGCUUCCGGUCCAUUAGUUUGGAGGACAAGGAGGUCUUCACCGACAAGAUGCGUGGUGAUGAUGACGAUGGAGAGCUUCCACCGGUCUUGAAGAAAUCCUCAUCUUACGAUGCCGAUCGGGGCUCGAAGAUGAAUCUGGCAAAAGAGGUAGAAGACGACCGUGCCAGAUGCAUGCCAAGAAAGGCCAAGACAAGAAAAGAAGGGAAACCACAGAAGUAGAGAUCCAUAGUCUGCCGAUGAUCGAGCAGAGCAUUCUUCUUGUAUCAAAGCAAUAUUAGGUGCAGACAUGAUGGACGAACCAGUUGGCCAAUCAGAAGCAAGAAUUGAGAUGUUGUCCUUAACUCCAAUUUUAAUCUCUCUAUCUAAAUCAAAUAUCCCUUGGGAUUGGAUGAACGCUUGUAGCUAAAUCCCAUCUUCCUAUCCCCGCAGUGCUAAUGCUUCCUAUACUUCAAAUCAUAGGUUCCAUUUCCAUGAGGCUGCAACAGCAUGCUGAACUGUAAAGAGAACCUUUGUCCUCAUCAAUGUCUCCAUAUUUUGACAUAUGAAGCCACCGAAAGCAAAAGGCGACCAUGCACGAAGAAUAUACCCCGUGAUGCCUUCCUUCUUCGUCUCUUCUUCUUCCUC
Molecule: messenger RNA, 1759 nt
Organism: Musa acuminata subsp. malaccensis (wild Malaysian banana)
Lineage: Eukaryota; Viridiplantae; Streptophyta; Magnoliopsida; Zingiberales; Musaceae
Source: RefSeq, a predicted model, not a curated record